This is a messenger RNA of Medioppia subpectinata, 822 nucleotides long. The record is from the annotation of a GenBank genome assembly. NCBI's taxonomy places the organism in Eukaryota, Metazoa, Arthropoda, Arachnida, Sarcoptiformes, Oppiidae.
AUGUCCAACGCGCCGUACAAUCUGGCGCGCGGAGAGUUGCCAUACGGGGCCGCGUCGCUCAACGACGGCGUACUCGAGGGGCUCACCGACCCGUUCAGUGGGCAACACGUGGGCUAUUUGGCCGACACGGAAGCCGCCAAACAGGGCAUCACUCGCUCAGCUCAAGACGAAUACGCGAUAAACAGUUAUCGGCGCAGCGCCAGAGCCGCGGCCGAUGGCCUGUCGCUCAAAGAGAUAGUACCGGUGAUUGUGAGCGGACAACGCGGACGACCAGACGUAACGGUGGCCGACGACGAAGAGUAUCGCAGAGUUGACUUCGAGCGCGUGCCUACGUUGGCGCCGGCGUUUGUUAGGGACGGCACCGGCACUGUAACGGCCGCUAACGCCAGUCCCAUCAGCGAUGGCGCCGCCGCCGCAGUGCUUAUGUCUGCGGCCGCUGUCCAUAGGCUUGGCGUCCGGCCGUUGGCCAAAGUGAUCGCGUACGCCGAUGUGGGCGUAGAGCCGGCCGUAUUUACCGUAGCGCCCAUAUAUGUCAUACCUAAGGUGUUGGAAAAGGCUGGCCUGCAAAUGAGUGACAUCGCCCACUGGGAGAUUAACGAGGCGUUUAGUACAGUGCCCUUAAUCAGCAUUAAACAUUUAGGCUUAGCCACCGAACUCGUGAACCCGAAUGGCGGUGCUGUCUCUCUCGGUCACCCCGUAGGCUGUUCGGGCGCUCGUAUUGUCAAUCAUUUGGCGCUACACCUAAAACCCAAUGAGUAUGGAUUGGCUGCCAUUUGCAACGGAGGUGGCGGUGCCUCUGCUUUGUUGGUCCAGAAGUUGUAA